Messenger RNA from Calidris pugnax (ruff), 795 nucleotides. RefSeq names its product sodium-dependent proline transporter-like. The transcript has 8 exons. Bases 1 to 795 code for a protein of 264 amino acids. Gene Ontology annotation, molecular function: L-proline transmembrane transporter activity. The record is from RefSeq and is a predicted model, not a curated record. Gene Ontology annotation, biological process: sodium ion transmembrane transport. NCBI's taxonomy places the organism in Eukaryota, Metazoa, Chordata, Aves, Charadriiformes, Scolopacidae. Gene Ontology annotation, cellular component: membrane.
AUGGCCCCAGCAGGAAAUGCCGUGCACCGGCCACCUCGACACGCCGGGGCCCCCAGCCCCCGCCACGCCACCGGAGCCCACGGUAUCUUCCUCAUCCCCUACUUCAUCAUGCUCUUCAUCAUGGGGCUGCCCCUCUUCCUGAUGGAGCUGAGCCUGGGCCAGUACGGGGCUGCGGGGCCCAUCACUGUCUGGAAGUGCUGCCCACUCCUCAAAGGCGUUGGCGUUGCCAUGCUCAUCGUGGCCUCCCUGGUGUCCCUCUACUACAACGUCAUCAUCGCCUGGGCUUUCUACUACCUGGGCUCCUCCUUCCAGAGCCCCCUGCCCUGGUCCUGCCAUGCCCCCAGGAACGUGGACCUCUGCCAGAACACGUCUGGGACAACCAGCUGGGUCAGCGCCAGCGAGGUUUUCUGGAAUGAGCAGGUCCUGGGGGUGACACACAGCUCUGGCCUUGGGGACCCCGGCCCCGUGCAGUGGCCCCUCGCCCUCUGCCUGCUGGCGGCCUGGACCCUCAUCUUCCUCUGCAUGCUGAAGGGCAUCCGCAGCUCUGGCAAGGUGGUGUAUUUCACCGCCACCUUCCCCUACCUGGUCAUCUUCAUCCUCAUCAUCCGGGGGGCCACGCUGGAGGGCUCCCUCAGCGGCGUCAGCUUCUACCUCUCCUCGGACUGGAGCAGGCUGCAGAGCGCCCAGGUGUGGAGCGACGCGGCCUCGCAGAUCUUUUACUCCCUGGGCAUUGGGUUCGGGGGGCUGCUCUCCAUGGCCUCCUACAACAGGUUUGACAACAACGUCAUCCGGUGA